Belonocnema kinseyi is the source of this 846-nucleotide messenger RNA. Its product is annotated as glycine-rich protein 5-like. The transcript is spliced from 3 exons. The record is from RefSeq and is a predicted model, not a curated record. Bases 1 to 612 code for a protein of 203 amino acids. Lineage: Eukaryota; Metazoa; Arthropoda; Insecta; Hymenoptera; Cynipidae.
AUGAGAACCGGAGCAGAGUGUGAAAGAGACUCAAAAGUUGUGCAAGGAUUAGUGAGAGAAGAGGAGUGGAUUUCCAGUAGUCACGGGCAGUUUAGGUCCGUCACGGACAGUUAUGGUCAAUCAUGGACUAUAUCUAUAGCGAUGGAUGAAGGAAUUAGGAGGGAGAAUCCCAGUGGAAAAAAUCAUUGCACGGACGAUGUAGGAGGAUACAUAAGUAGCGGCUGGCCCAGUGGCGGAAGUAGCGGAUGGAAAUCUGGUUGGAGUAGUGGUGGUGGCAGCGGAGGCGGCUGGAACGGAGGUGGAGGUGGAGGCGGGGGUGGCUGGAAUGGCGGUGGUGGGGGUGGUAAAAUUAUAAAAGUUAUCACAGUCAGCGGCGGAGGUGGAGGAUGGCCCAGCGGUGGUGGAGGCGGUUGGAAACUAGGAGGUGGUGGAAGUGGAGGUGGUUGGCCGAGCGGCGGUGGUAGUGGUUGGAAAACUGGUGGAGGUGGUGGCGGCUGGCCCAGUAGUGGCUGGUCCAGCGGCGGUAGCAGUGGAUGGAAACCCAGCGGUGGCGGGUGGAAAUCUGGAGGCGGUGGAGGCGGAUGGUCUGGAGGCAGUGGUGGUUGGUGGUAAGAAAUCGAAGCACCUUAAGCCGAGAAACUAAAUGAUGCAUUUUCACUAAUCACCGAUGAAAAAAAAAAUCAAGCAUCGCCAAAAAUGGACACCAGGCAGGAGGCCUUUCCUUGUUCAUUUAUUUAUAAAGUUAUCAGGACAGCAAGGUGAAACAAAAAAUAAUACGUCGCGGUUUCAUGCGACUGCGUCAAUUUGUAUAUUGCACCAAAUAUAAAUUUUUGCAUGGAAACACAA